Molecule: messenger RNA, 547 nt
Organism: Fusarium redolens
Lineage: Eukaryota; Fungi; Ascomycota; Sordariomycetes; Hypocreales; Nectriaceae
Exons: 2
Coding region: 111-497 (128 amino acids)
Source: RefSeq, a predicted model, not a curated record
GUUAGACGAUCAAGUAAGCAUCUGACGUCGUACAUGUUAGCGGCUCUUGCACAAGCACCAAUAAUUGCCAUCAUGGAAGGGAGGCCUCAGUCAACAAUCAAGAGUCAACAAUGAGCCUAGUCUCGAAUGUUCCAUUAUGUGUAAAGUUAUCUGGAUGCCUGGAAGGCUCAUUGGUGUUAGCCAUACUCUGUCUGGGUGACUGGCCCCUUCUUGCGAGCCCCCUUAAUUUCUAUACUCUCCGAUUCGUAAUCGCUUUCUCACCGUAUCACGAAUUUGCCUCCCGCAGAUCCAUUUCAAAGGGACCGGAAAGCGGACGUUUUGAUCAUGGUGUAUGCGCGGUAACAGGUUUUGAAAUGAAUCAUCGAGAUGAAUCAUCGUGCCACAAAUCCUUCUUCCCUCUUCUGCAUCCUUCAUGCCUUCGCCUACCCUCGUAUAAUCUAUGCAGUUUUGUUUGUAAGGCGAAGACCAAAGUCAUAGUGUCCCUGGCAACGCCGUAGCGUAGUGUAUCGGUUACCCAAAGAUGCACAAAGGUCAAAACAAAAUGUUU